CCCCCUCAGCCGGCCGGCCCGGCCCAGCCUCGGCUCCGCGUCCUCGCCCGGCUCUCAGCCGCCCCUUUGCCCUGCAGCAGCCAGCCCGGUGUCCAGCAGCAUGUUCAGCUGGGUCAGCAAGGAUGCCCGCCGCAAGAAGGAGCCGGAGCUCUUCCAAACGGUGUCCGAGGGGCUGCGGCAGCUGUACGCGCAGAAGCUGCUGCCUCUGGAGGAGCACUACCGCUUCCACGAGUUCCACUCGCCCGCGCUGGAGGACGCCGACUUCGACAACAAGCCCAUGGUGCUCCUCGUGGGCCAGUACAGCACGGGCAAGACCACCUUCAUCCGGCACCUGAUUGAGCAGGACUUCCCGGGGAUGCGCAUCGGGCCCGAGCCCACCACCGACUCUUUCAUCGCGGUCAUGCACGGCCCCACCGAGGGCGUGGUGCCCGGCAACGCGCUCGUUGUCGACCCGCGGCGGCCCUUCCGCAAGCUCAACGCCUUCGGCAACGCCUUCCUCAACAGGUUCAUGUGCGCCCAGCUGCCCAACCCGGUCCUGGACAGCAUAAGCAUCAUCGACACGCCGGGGAUCCUGUCUGGAGAGAAGCAGCGCAUCAGCAGAGGGUAUGACUUCGCGGCUGUCCUCGAGUGGUUCGCCGAGCGGGUGGACCGUAUCAUCUUGCUCUUCGACGCCCACAAGCUGGACAUCUCUGACGAGUUCUCGGAGGUCAUCAAGGCCCUCAAGAACCACGAGGACAAGAUCCGCGUGGUGCUGAACAAGGCCGACCAGAUUGAGACGCAGCAGCUGAUGCGGGUCUACGGGGCCCUCAUGUGGUCCCUGGGGAAGAUCAUCAACACCCCCGAGGUGGUCCGGGUGUACAUCGGCUCCUUCUGGUCCCACCCGCUCCUCAUCCCCGACAACCGCAAGCUCUUCGAGGCCGAGGAGCAGGACCUCUUCAAAGACAUCCAAUCUCUGCCCCGAAACGCCGCCCUCAGGAAGCUCAACGACCUAAUCAAGCGGGCGCGGCUGGCCAAGGUCCACGCGUACAUCAUCAGCUCCCUCAAGAAGGAGAUGCCCAAUGUCUUCGGGAAGGAGAGCAAGAAGAAAGAGCUGGUGAACAACCUGGGCGAGAUCUACCAGAAGAUUGAGCGGGAGCAUCAGAUCUCCCCUGGCGACUUCCCCAACCUCCGCAAGAUGCAGGAGCUCCUGCAGACCCAGGACUUCAGCAAAUUCCAAGCCCUGAAGCCCAAGCUGCUGGACACAGUGGACGACAUGCUAGCCAACGACAUCGCCCGGCUAAUGGUGAUGGUGCGCCAGGAGGAGUCCCUGAUGCCCGCCCAGGUCGUGAAGGGCGGUGCCUUCGACGGCACCAUGAAUGGGCCCUUCGGGCACGGCUAUGGCGAGGGGGCCGGUGAGGGCAUCGACGAUGUCGAGUGGGUGGUGGGCAAGGACAAACCCACCUACGACGAGAUCUUCUACACGCUGUCGCCUGUCAACGGCAAGAUCACGGGCGCCAACGCCAAGAAGGAGAUGGUAAAGUCCAAGCUCCCCAACACGGUGCUGGGGAAGAUCUGGAAGCUGGCCGACGUGGACCGGGACGGGCUGCUGGACGACGAGGAGUUCGCCCUGGCCAACCACCUCAUCAAAGUCAAGCUGGAGGGCCACGAGCUGCCCGCCGACCUGCCGCCACACCUGGUCCCGCCCUCCAAGCGGAGGCACGAGUGACACCCUGCCGCCGGACUCCAGCACCCAGUGCCCAGCAAGGCGGAGACUGGGGGAGCCCGCAGUUCCCAGACCAUAAAGGCUGAGCGCUGCUUCCUCAGCUCGCAAAGGAAAAGCACCAUCUUUCUCUUAAGGCUGCUCCUGGGGAGGCAGGGGUGACACUCACAUGUGAAUGAUGGAAUUUUGUGCAUAAGAACUAUGGAUAUUUUUAAUAUAUAACAUUAGAGGCA
Messenger RNA from Budorcas taxicolor (takin), 1932 nucleotides. It is a transcript of the gene EHD1, whose product is annotated as EH domain containing 1. Bases 101 to 1705 code for a protein of 534 amino acids. Gene Ontology annotation, biological process: endosomal transport; clathrin-dependent synaptic vesicle endocytosis. Gene Ontology annotation, cellular component: intracellular vesicle; plasma membrane; clathrin-coated pit. Lineage: Eukaryota; Metazoa; Chordata; Mammalia; Artiodactyla; Bovidae. Gene Ontology annotation, molecular function: GTP binding; calcium ion binding; protein binding. The transcript is spliced from 5 exons. The record is from RefSeq and is a predicted model, not a curated record.